Trametes versicolor FP-101664 SS1 is the source of this 627-nucleotide messenger RNA. RefSeq lists its product as uncharacterized. Gene Ontology annotation, biological process: mitotic sister chromatid segregation. The transcript is spliced from 5 exons. NCBI's taxonomy places the organism in Eukaryota, Fungi, Basidiomycota, Agaricomycetes, Polyporales, Polyporaceae. The coding region runs from base 1 to 627 and encodes 208 amino acids. The record is from RefSeq and is a predicted model, not a curated record. Gene Ontology annotation, cellular component: MIS12/MIND type complex; kinetochore.
AUGUCGGCCGAGGCGCAGCGCGAAGACCUCCCCCGCAUCUCCUGCGAGACCCUCGACGACUGGCGCCGCAUAAAACGCAACUACACCAUCGCCGCCCUUACCGCACUCGAUGAGCAGCUCAGCGGCAACAACUCACCCGCAGACCGUGAGGCCCUCCUCGCCCACCUCCACAAGUUCAUCGACAAGACGUUUGAGAUGACGCGGCCGAACGUGAGGGUGAACGGCCAGAACCUCGAGGAUAUCAACGAGGACGAAGAAGACAUGGAGCCGUUCGACGAGGGCUUCGACCGCCAUAUCUGGUCCCUCUCUGACCAGAGCCUCCGCUGGGACCUCCAGAUUGCCCGCGAGCGCCGCACUAAGCCCGAGGAGAUCGAGAGGCAGAUGCGCGAACUGUUGGCUAGCCAGGCGGAGCUCGAUGCGGAGGAGGCGGCUGCGCUAGCGGAGGUGGGCGAGCAGGACGUGCAGGUCCCGGACGAGAUUCCGGCAGAAGCGCACCAACGUAUGGAGGACGUCGCCUCCCAAACGUUUGCUCUUAUUGAGGAGCUGAAGCAGGCGGUGCCCGUACAACAGGAGCGUUCGGAACGCGUGAAGACCGUCGCGGACGAAAUCAAGGCGCUCAAGAUGUAG